Protobothrops mucrosquamatus (brown spotted pit viper) is the source of this 4270-nucleotide messenger RNA. RefSeq names its product PWP2 small subunit processome component (gene PWP2). NCBI's taxonomy places the organism in Eukaryota, Metazoa, Chordata, Lepidosauria, Squamata, Viperidae. The coding region runs from base 25 to 2763 and encodes 912 amino acids. Gene Ontology annotation, biological process: ribosomal small subunit assembly; maturation of SSU-rRNA from tricistronic rRNA transcript (SSU-rRNA, 5.8S rRNA, LSU-rRNA). The record is from RefSeq and is a predicted model, not a curated record. Gene Ontology annotation, cellular component: Pwp2p-containing subcomplex of 90S preribosome; small-subunit processome. The transcript has 21 exons. Gene Ontology annotation, molecular function: protein binding.
AGUGGGACGAGCGCAGCUGCAGGGAUGAAGUUCGCCUACCGGUUUUCCAACUUGUUGGGUACAGUCUACCGAUGUGGAAACUUGAAGUUCACUCCAGAUGGAAACUCUCUGAUUAGUCCAGUGGGAAACAGAAUUACAGUCUUUGACCUGAAAAAUAACAAAUCGGAAACUUUACCACUGGCUGCCCAAUACAAUGUAGCAUGUAUGGGACUGUCUCCAGAUGGAAAUCUUGCUAUACUUGUUGAUGAAGAGGGAUCUGCUUUACUUGUCAGUCUGAUCAGUAAAUCUGUUAUUCAUCGAUUCCAUUUUCAGAAACCUGUUCAUAGUGUCUGCUUUUCUCCAAAUGGAAAAAAAUUUGUGAUUACUAAAGACAAAGUUGCCCUGAUGUACCAUGCCCCAGGGAAAAAGAGAGAAUUUAAUGCAUUUGUUCUUGACAAAACGUAUUAUGGUGCUUAUGAUGAAACAACAUGCAUUGACUGGACUGAUGAUUCCAGAUGUUUUGCAGUGGGUAGCAAAGAUAUGUCAACAUGGGUGUUUGGAGCUGAACGCUGGGUCAAUCUGGUUUAUUAUGCACUCGGAGGUCAUAAAGAUGCAAUUGUUGCCUGUUUUUUUGAAGAAAACAGCUUGGAUUUGUACACCGUCAGCCGUGAUGGGGCUUUGUGUGUGUGGCAGUGUGAUACAGAACUAAGCGGUCUGAUACCUAGAACUCCCAAAAGCCAUCCCACUGACCAGGAAGAGUCAGCAAAAGACUUAGAGGAAGAGUUGAUAGAAACACAAAGAGACAAAGAGAUUCAUGGAAAAGCCAGUGGAAAUGAAAAACAACACAAGAAGAAAGUGAAAUAUUCAUGUGCUGCCAAAUACUUUUUUAAUAAAGAAGGAGAUUUUAACACCCUAACAGCUGCAGCUUAUCACAAGAAAAUCCAUCUGUUGGUCACUGGAUUUGCUUCUGGAAUUUUUCACCUUCACGAACUUCCAGAAUUCAAUCUCAUCCAUUCUUUAAGCAUUUCAGACCAGAGAAUUGCAUCUAUUUCCAUCAACAGUACUGGUGACUGGAUUGCCUUUGGAUGUGCAGGUCUGGGACAGCUCUUGGUUUGGGAAUGGCAAAGUGAGUCCUACGUGCUGAAACAGCAAGGCCAUUUUAACAGCAUGGUAUCACUUGCUUACUCACCAGACGGGCAGUACUUAGUUACUGGCGGGGAUGAUGGAAAAGUAAAAGUAUGGAAUACCAGCAGUGGCUUCUGCUUUGUCACCUUUACUGAGCAUACCAGCAUCAUAUCUGCCGUAACAUUUACCAGUUCAGGAUAUGUUGUUUUGAGUGCUUCUUUUGACGGAACUGUGCGGGCGUUUGAUCUUCACAGAUACCGCAAUUUCCGUACUUUCACUUCCCCGCGACCAACGCAGUUUUCCUGCUUAGCUGUGGACUCCAGUGGAGAAAUUGUUUCAGCUGGUUCCCAGGAUUCUUUUGAAGUAUUUGUGUGGUCUCUGCAGAGUGGACGACUUUUAGAUGUAUUAGAUGGCCAUGAAGGACCUAUCAGUAGUCUGUGUUUUAACCCAGUGAAGUGUGUUCUGGCAAGUGCCUCUUGGGAUAAGACAGUCAGAUUGUGGGACAUGCUGGAUAGCUGGAGAACCAAAGAAACACUGGCAUUAAGUUCCGAUGUGCUUGCUGUUGCUUUUCGUCCGGAUGGCAGUGAGCUUGUUGUAGCUUCCUUGGAUGGACAAAUCACUUUCUGGGAUCAUGAAAAUGCAAUGCAAACAGGAUCGAUUAUGGGGCGACAUGACCUUCAGAUGGGGAGGAAGGAACUGGACAAAAUAACUGCCAAACAAGCUGCUAAGGGCAAAUCUUUUACAAGUCUAUGCUAUUCUGCUGAUGGCCAAUGCAUUUUGGCAGGAGGUCUGUCAAAGUAUGUUUGUAUUUAUCAUGUGAAGGAACAGAUUCUCAUUAAAAAGUUUGAAAUAUCUUGCAAUCUUUCCUUAGAUGCAAUGGAGGAGUAUUUGGACCGCAGGAAGAUGACUGAGUUUGGGAGCAUGGCAUUAAUAGAAGAGGGAAAUGGGGAUGAUGACGACGUUGUCAUUCCUCUUCCAGGAGUUAAGAGAGGUGAUAUGAGUUCUCGGCAUUUUAAACCAGAAAUAAGAGUGACGUGUCUCCGCUUCUCUCCUACUGGAAGAAAUUGGGCAGCAACCACUACAGAAGGUCUUCUUAUCUACUCGUUGGACUCUAGUCUCACCUUUGAUCCAUUUGACUUAGAAAUUGACAUCACCCCUGGCAAUAUUCGUAAAGUAUUGCACCAAAAGGAGUUCACUAAGGCUAUUGUCAUGGCUUUUCGACUAAAUGAGAAGAAAAUGAUUCAAGAGGUUCUAGAAACUGUGCCCUAUGAUGAAAUUGAUGUAGUCUGCUCAUCGCUUCCAGACUUGUACAUAGAAAAGGUCCUAGAAUUUUUAGCAUCUUGCUUUGAGAAAUCUCGUCACUUGGAAUUCUAUCUCAUAUGGACUCAGAAGUUGCUCAUGCUGCAUGGAUGCAAGUUAAAAACAAGGUCAGAAAAACUGCUGCCUAUUGUUCAGUUUCUUCAGAAGAGCAUUCAGAAACAUUUUGAAGAUCUUUCUAAACUUUGUGAUUGGAAUUGUUACAACAUGAAAUACAUUCUAUCUAUUUCCCAACAACGGGGUAUGAAACGCAGAGCAGAAGAUUCUGAAAACAAUGAUUUGAAAAAUUUGGAAGAUUCCAGUAAUGAGGAUUUUAUGGAAGAAUCAUCUGUACAUUUAUAGAAAUAUGACACUUUUUUCCAUGUAUAAAUUUAAACAGUGGUAUUCACUGAGAACUUCAUAGCCCUUGAAGUGGCCUAUUUUUUAUAGAUUAUUUGAAUGUGAAAUAAUACAUCUGGGAGAAAGCAGUUUGUCUUUUGUACACUUUUUUCAGUAAUUGAAUAGCUAGACAGUUAUGGUCACUAAAUGCCAACCAUGGUUUUUUUCUUGCAGUUAGACAGGCAUUGUAAUUCCAUUGUAGACUGCAUGAAUCAUAAGUGUUCCUACCCAUGUCUGAUGCUCACAGAGUUGGUGAUUUACAAAUUACCUAAAUGACCUUUUAUGUAAAAUUACUUCUAUACAAUAAAAUAUGUGUAUAGGGAAAGAAUGGGAAGAGACACAAAGACCAAAAGAAUGAACAGAAUAGAUUCAGAUUUAUACUCUUUGCAAACAAAGUUUUCUUUCUUGUAAGUUAUUUUUUAGUCCACCUGCAAAUCAAUUUCAGUUUUAUUCAACAUAACUUGUUCCUUUUUAUUAACACCUUCUGAUUCUUUUGUAAAAGUAAAUCAUUGGAAGGCUUCCUGCACCCAUUCAUUAAAAAUCUCUUUUUAAAGUAACCAUCUGAUGCCCUCUAGUGCCCAGUUUUCAAACAUAGACAUUUUCCAUGAGAAAAGAUCCUUUCAGUUAACUUCAAAGUCUUAAAGCAAGUCCAUCUAAGCUCUUAAUCGGUUUAAACAAUUCUAAAACUAACAUUAAGAAUCUUUUUGCUGUAAAUGCCACAAUGUUUUCUUCUUAAAAAUCUUUAAACUUGUAAUUAAGCUUUUUUUAAAAGGAUUGUAGAAAAACUCGCCCAAUGAUUUCAAUAAAAUUGCCAGUCUAAAUGUUUUCAAUCUUUAAACAACAACAAAAAUAAAUGUGAUUAAGAGAUGAGCCUGGGUCAAAUUUAAAGAGUUUGCAUAGAUGACAUUAGCAGUUAUAAUAAGCAUGAUGGAAUCCCAUGACUCCCAGCCAAUUGUAAGCUGACUGCAAAAAUACAAUUCCUGCCAUCUGCUCACAAAAAAAACCAGCUGUCCAUAGUACAUAUGGUAAUUUUGUGAUCUCUCCUUACUCCAAAAAGAUUUUAGCAGCCCAAAUCUUGCAUUUGAGCAUUACUCUCCGUUGCAGUGUGUCCUGUUCUAUUCAGUUCAUCAUAGUGGCUCACCAAAAGCUCUUAUUUGAAAUAAUUGAAAGUCUGUUCAAAGUUUCAGAGGAAGGGUUUGGAUUCCAUAUGUUAUGAAAUCACUGUUGUUGGUAUGUAAUUGUGUAUGUGGGGUACCAAAAAUGCUUUUUUCUGAUAUUAUAGCCUGAAUAGAAAUCACAAAGAAAUUCUAUUGGUUUAACAGUAGAAAUGCUUUAGAACUAGAGGCUAGAAUAAAUGAAGUUAUUUGUAUUUGUUGUCCUGGAAUUGUACCUGGCUUAUUUUUUUCCCUAGAGUUCUCCUUUGUUCAAAAAAGUAGUUUGCUACUACUAAUAAAAUUAUAACAGAAAAAUA